AUGCAAACUGGAUAUGAGCCACUGCCAGACUGGCGGGCCAACACAAACCUUAGCUUCGACGGGUCAAAGCCGCUUCUGGUCCACGAAACUGUCGAGGCAUUGAUGCAGUUUGGUGGACCCCAUGCUGUGUACGUAGAUGGCUCCUUUGGGCAGGGUGGUCAUGCAGCAGAGAUUCUGCGAAGAUUAGCAGCUGAUGGUCGGCUGAUCGCAUUCGAUGUGGACCCGCGAGCAGGGCAGCUGGCAAUGCACAUGGCUGCAUUGGACACAAGGCUUGACUUCCACGGACGGCGAUCUUCGGAAAUGGGCUCCGUAGCAAACUAUGGAGUUGCGGGCAUCGUCUUGGACAUGAGCCCGCAAAUGACUGCCGCCGAAGAGAGAGCACGUGGCCUUUCCUUCGUGGAAGCUGUGCCGCUUGAUGGUCGCAUAGGCCGAAAUUCUGACGGUGGACAGCUCAAGUCUGCAGCAGUUUGGCUGCAGACAGUGAGCUUAUCCGAGUUGGCCUUUGUCCUACAAGAGUAUGGAGAGGAGUGGGUCUCGCCCCUGCAGGCAUACAGACUGGCUGAAGCAAUCCUGCAUCGACAGGCCGACAGAGGUCCCUACCGAUCGACCUUGGAGCUGGCGGAUGUUUGUGUUGCAGUGAAAGGCUUGGAUGACCGGGGAUUGCACCCGGCGAAGCUGCCUUUUCAGGCGAUCCGCUGCUUCCUUAACGAAGAGCUGGAGGAACUCCGGAAGACCCUGGAGGUUUCACUCGAGUCGCUUCAGGUGGGUGGCCGACUUAUUGUCCUUACAACGCGGCGCAGGGAGGCGACGGAGGUGAAACGCUUCAUUCGCGAGUUCGAAGCUCCCGAUAUGAGGUUUGCCGAGUUCGUAACACCACAGCGAUUCGCUGAGCUCUUUCCGUUGGCGGCCACAGACCUUCCCUAUUCUUGCCGCCAACUUUGUGAACCAAUCCGGGCAUCGGCGCUGGAGGUGUCUCGCAACCCACGGGCCAAAGCAGCUUUGCUUCAUGUCUUGCAGAAGGAGGAGCGUCCUCUGGGGCCUUGUGAGGAGCUUGGAGUUGUUGGAUUAGUGCCGAGACCUUUGCAUCAGCAAUUUCGGAAGCCUACGCCGCUUCCGUUUCACGGCUCCAACGGCUCACCCCAGUCGGAUGCACAGGAUCCCAGCCUCGGACAGAUGCCAGCAUUGCCCAGAAAAAGCUGA
This is a messenger RNA of Symbiodinium sp. CCMP2592, 1200 nucleotides long. The record is from the annotation of a GenBank genome assembly. Lineage: Eukaryota; Dinophyceae; Suessiales; Symbiodiniaceae.